Arabidopsis thaliana (thale cress) is the source of this 3594-nucleotide messenger RNA. RefSeq names its product Transcription elongation factor Spt6. Lineage: Eukaryota; Viridiplantae; Streptophyta; Magnoliopsida; Brassicales; Brassicaceae. Gene Ontology annotation, biological process: embryo development ending in seed dormancy; transcription elongation-coupled chromatin remodeling. Gene Ontology annotation, molecular function: nucleic acid binding. The transcript has 2 exons. The record is from RefSeq and is marked reviewed. Gene Ontology annotation, cellular component: nucleus. The coding region runs from base 1 to 3594 and encodes 1197 amino acids.
AUGAGGAGGAAGAAAAUGAAAUAUAAGCAAGGAACUGAUUCGAACGCUUUACGAUACGCUAAUGAUGUAUUUGGUGAUCCUGAAGAAUUGUUGAAACUUCGGAAAAAGGAUUUGAAGUAUAACGAAAAGAUCGAAAGAAAGUUAGAAGAUGAGUUUGAACCAAUGGUUCUCUCUGAGAAGUAUAUGACGGAGAAAGAUGAUGAAAUUAGGAAGCUUGAUGUUCCUGAGAGAAUGCAGAUAUUUGAAGAAGCCAUUGGAAUUGUUUCCCUAGAUGACAUGAGCAUUCAAGAAGAGAGCAACUGGAUUUAUGCUCGAUUGCUUCAAGAACAAGGGCAGGGUUGUUUGAUUAAUAAGGAUGACAUUGUGAAGUUUUUAGAGAUGUUUCAUGUGCAGAAGUUAGAGAUACCGUUUAUAGCUAUGUAUCGGAAGGAGCAGUGUCGGAGUUUAUUGGACAGUUCUGAUGAUGAUCAUGAUGGUAGUGAUUUCAAUCUUGACAAGAAGCUUGAGACCAAGUGGCAUAAAGUCUUGUGGAUGAUUCAAGAUUUGGAUAGAAAGUGGGUUCUUCUGCGGAAAAGGAAAACCGCGUUGUUUGGUUACUAUACCAAACGUUUUGAAGAAGAAACCUGCAUGUCUGAUCUGAAUAAGAGUCUUUUUGAAUCUGUUAUUAAGUCUCUUCAAGCGGCGGAGACAGAGAGAGAAGUUGAUGAUGUAGACUCAAAGUUCAACUUGCAUUUUCCUCAUUGUGAGAUCGAUGAAGGACAGUACAAGAGGCCGAAUAGGAAAUCGCAAUAUAGCAUCUGCAGCAAAUUUGGGAUUAAGGAAUUUGCAAACAAGUUUGGUUAUAGCGCUGAGCAAUUGGGACUAGCGUUGUCUCUUGAGAAAGUUUUUGUUGAUGAGCUUGAAGAUGCAAAGAAAACACCAGAGGAGAUGGCAUUGAACUAUGAGUGUGCAAUGUUUGGAGAUUCUCAAGCUGUUCUUAAAGGUGCAAGGCAUAUGGCUGCGGUUGAGAUAAGCUGCGAGCCAUCGAUUAGAAAGUAUGUUCGUGGAAUUUUUAUGGAGAAUGCAGUAGUCUCAACGAGUCCAACACCAGAUGGGAAUGUGGUUAUAGAUUCCUUCCAUCGGUUUUCUGCGGUUAAGUGGUUAAGCGAGAAGCCAUUGAGAAAGUUUGAUGGUGUACAAUGGCUUCUCAUUCAGAAAGCAGAAGAGGAGAAGCUUCUUCAAGUAACUUUCAAGCUGCCUGAGAAUCAGAUGAAUAGGAUAAUUAGUGAAUGCAGUGAACACUAUCUAAGUGUUGGUGUUAGUAAGUAUGCUCAACUCUGGAACGAGCAGAGGAAAUUGAUACUGGAGGAUGCGGUUCAUGGUUUUGUUUUGCCGUCAAUGGAGAAAGAAGCAAGAUCCUUGCUAACUAGCAGAGCGAAGACUCAGUUGCUUUCAGAGUAUGGACAGGUUUUAUGGAACAAAGUGUCUUCAGGGCCAUAUCGAAGGAAUAAUAAUACCUCGGAGGAGGAAGCUGCACCGAGGGUCCUAGCUUGUUGUUGGGGACCUGGAAAUCCAGAAACUACAUUUGUGAUGCUUGAUUCAUCAGGAGAGCUGGUUGAUGUGCUUUACUCAGGUUCCAUUGGAUUGCGGUCUCGGGAUGUAAAUGACCAGAAACGUAAAAAAAUGGAUCAAGAUCGUUUUCUAAAGUUUAUAAGAGACCAUCAACCAGAUGUUUUGGCUUUAGCAGCUGUUAAUUUGAGUUGUGUACGCCUGAAGGAUGAGAUUUAUGAGGCUAUAUUCCAAAUGGUGGAAGAGCUGCCGUUGAAUUAUGUAGAUGAUAGGAUUUAUGAUUUUCCAUUGGUUUAUGCGGAUGAAUCUCUUCCUAGGCUAUACGAAAAUUCUAGAAUCUCAAGUGAACAACUACCUCAACAAGCAGGAAUUGUGAAACGCGCAGUUUCUCUUGGACGUUAUCUCCAGAAUCCAUUAGCAAUGAUCUCAACUUUAUGCGGUCCAGGUAGAGAUAUUCUGUCUUGGAAGCUUCAUUCUUUUCAAGAUUUUCUUGAUCCAGAUGAGAAGUAUGAGAUGGUUGAACAAGUUAUGGUUGACAUAACGAAUCAAGUUGGAAUCGACAUUAAUCUGGCUGCGAGCCAUGAAUGGCUUUUUUCUCCUUUACAGUUUGUUUCAGGUCUUGGUCCUAGGAAAGCUGCAUCUUUGCAGAAGUCUCUUGUUAGAGCUGGUUCGAUAUUUGUCCGCAAGGAACUGAUAAAUCAUGGGAUUGGUAAAAAGGUAUUCGUAAAUGCAGCUGGUUUCUUACGGAUUCGUAGGAGCGGGUUGGCUUGUAGUAGCAGCCAAUUUAUUGAUCUGUUGGAUGACACUAGAAUACAUCCCGAAUCAUACGGUCUUGCGCAAGAAUUGGCGAAAGAUGUUUAUGCUCAUGAUACUGUAAGAGGUGAUGAGGAUGAUGCAAUAGAGAUGGCGAUAGAGCAUGUGAGAGAUGAGCCAGCUUCUUUGAGGAAAAUCGUUCUUGAUGAGUACUUGAGAAGCAAGAACCAAGAGAAUAAGAAGGAAACUUAUAGUCUGAUCAUGAGAGAAUUAAGCUGUGGAUUUCAGGAUUGGCGGAGUCUGUUUAAAGAGGUUGAUUCAGAUGAGGAGUUUUAUAUGAUUUCAGGUGAAACCAAAGAAACUAUUGGUGAAGGGAGGAUUGUGCAGGCCACUGUUAAGAAAGUGACAAGUGGUAAAGCCAAAUGUGUAUUAGAUUGUGGAUUACCUGGGAUUCUCUUGAAGGAAGAUUACUCAGAUGAUGGUAGAGAUAUCGUUGAUUUGUCUAACAAACUGUGUGAAGGCGAUAUCGUUACUUGCAAGGUCAAAUCGAUUCUAAAGCAAAGGUAUCAUGUGUUACUUGUCUGCAAAGAAAGCGAAAUGAGAAAGCACAGGAAUCUCGGGGAUGUCGAUGAUUAUUACCACGAGGAGAAACGAAAUAGUGUCCUGAUAGAGAAAGAGAAAGUUCCUAAAGAAAAGAAGCAGUUUAAGUCUCGGAUGAUUGUUCAUCCUCGGUUUCAGAACAUCACUGCCGAGCAAGCAACAGUGUAUUUGUCUGAUAAGAAUAUUGGAGAAAGCAUUGUUCGUCCAAGCUCACGAGGACUGAAUCAUUUGACUUUGAUGAUCAAGAUUUCUGAUAAUGUGUAUGCUAACAAGGAGAUAAUCGAAGGUGAGAAGGAGAACAAAGAUAUAGUGAGCUUACAACGUAUUGGGAAAACACUGAAAAUUGGGAAUGAAACCUUCGAGGAUCUAGAUGAGGUAAUGGAUCGGUAUGUUGAUCCUUUGGUAACUCAUCUUAUGACAAUGCUAAACCACCGGAAAUUUCGGACUGGGACAAAAUCGGAAAUAGAUGAUCUUCUUCGGGUUGAGAAGGGUGUGAAUCCGAAAAUGGUAGUUUACAGUUUUGGUGUUUCUCAUGAACAUCCAGGGAGCUUUAUAUUGUCUUACAUACGAUCCGCAAAUCCGCACCACGAGUACAUCGGUCUAUACCCUAAGGGAUUCAAGUUCAGGAAAAGAAUGUUUGGGGAUCUUGAUAAACUGGCUGCUUAUUUCAAGAGACAUAUCGAUAAUCAAUGA